Orbicella faveolata is the source of this 1641-nucleotide messenger RNA. RefSeq names its product CAAX prenyl protease 2-like. Gene Ontology annotation, cellular component: endoplasmic reticulum membrane. Gene Ontology annotation, biological process: CAAX-box protein processing. Gene Ontology annotation, molecular function: metalloendopeptidase activity. Lineage: Eukaryota; Metazoa; Cnidaria; Anthozoa; Scleractinia; Merulinidae. The record is from RefSeq and is a predicted model, not a curated record.
ACUUGGAAAAAAAAGAAAUUCUGGGGCUACUUGAGCUUACUUGAGCUAAACUAGACUAUGAUUGGCCCCAGAACUACUGCGCGAGGUAUUCGCUGCGAGGAGCACUCGAGUUUCAUUCUAUCAUGAAAUCUGAUUGGCCAAAGAGAAACAAAAGUCAUUACGUCACAGAAAUCGUUUCCUGGCUCGGGUUCGCAGACGUCAAGUGACAGGCGGAAAUACGUCUACGUUCGCAGGCUAUCCCCUCCCCUCCCCUGCCAAAGUAACGCUUGGCUAAGCGAAGAAGUUCAGAGGUCUCAGAAGGUCAGCAGUAGCUCGUUGGAAUAAAUAACAUGGCGGACGUGACAGACCACAUUGGUCCUUUUGUAAGUUUCAAUACGAUCACUCGUUUUAGAGGCAUUAUAUCCUGCUUAGUACUCUCAGUAGCAUAUGUUGGAAGUUUGUAUAUUUUGAAAUCUCCGUAUCCCAGAGAUCAUCCCAAGACCAUCAGGCAGAGAUUUAGAAGUGUGUUUGUAAUAUCUCUUUUGGCUCCUCUGUAUGUUUGGCUCUGGGCAGAUGGAACAUCAGAUCGCAAUGUUCUCUCACUCUGGAAAUACCUGGGAAUUCAUCUGGAAAACAUACUUAUUGCAACUCUAUUUCCUUUGAUACUGACUGUGAUUUUGUUUCUUGGACCAAUCACAUUAUCGUAUUUCAGUGGAGAAUCUGUAAAUGUUAAAGGUUUUUUUGAAUACCCAACAAGUUGGGUUAAUACCAUUAGUUUGCGGAAUUAUCUUGUGGCUCCCCUGACUGAGGAGUUUGUAUACAGAGCUUGCCUGGUGCCGAUGCUUGUUCCAGGGUUUGGAAAUGUGCUGCCAAUAUUUAUUUGUCCAUUGUUCUUUGGAGUAGCUCACAUUCAUCAUGUCAUUGAAAGAUUACAGCUUGGUGAGAAUCCUAAAGAUGUAUGGUUUAGUGCAAUUUUUCAGUUUGGUUACACAACAGUGUUUGGAGGAUACACAGCUUUCUUAUUUUUAAGAACUGGUCAUCUGAUUGGUCCAGUGCUGUGCCACAGUUUUUGUAAUUUCAUGGGAUUUCCUGCUGUUGACCAGGUGCCAGGAUCAAAGUAUCCACGGCUCAUAAGCGCUUCAUUCGUGGCAGGACUUGUGUUGUUUCUGUUGCUUGCUGUACCUCUCACAAACCCAGCUUGGUAUAAUUCUGUAUAUUAUCAACAUCAAGUCAUGUGAAGUAAUAGCUCCUCAGCGAUUCAUUUGCCAAGAGAGUCAAGCCACAGACCUACGAGCGAUGCAUCAAUUGAAAUCAAAAAUAUUCACCUUUUAGGAAUCUUAUAGAUAUAAUAAUUCUCCUUAGGGUUGUCGAAAAAAAAAAAUACGGACCUCACCUACAUAAAUGUCUCAGCCUGUCUUAAAGAAGGGAAAGGAAUUGUCCGGUCAGUCAAUAAAUGUUAUUUUUUGUGCUAAUACUUGGAUAAAUUUUUGAAUAAAUAUUUUUUUUGUCAGGUGAAAUAUUUAAAAGGACAAAAUAAAGUGACAUACUAGACACUUUCCCACGCACAAACGGAUAAACUGGUCUUGCUAUUUGUGAGAAUUAAUUAAGAGGUAAUUAUUUUGACACUAGAAAUAUUUAAUAAAUCAGACAAUCGAGUAUCUA